AUGGCAACUCAGACGAUCAGCGCAAGAACCCAGAACGGAAAUUCCAUUCCGGAGAAUAUAGCUGCAAAGGGCGACAAUGGCUCUCACAAGUUUGAGACUGGCGAAGCCUUGGUUGAAGCUCUUACGGAUGUUAACGUACUCCCUCUAUGGGCGCAGAUGGCAAGACUCAACCCUGCGCUUCCAAACCCAACUACCAAGCCCUUCAUUUGGGAGUAUGAGAAGAUCCGGCCAUACUUGGUGAGCGCUGGUGAGCUCAUCAAGGAAGAGCAAGCUGAGCGACGUGUUCUUAUGCUAGUCAACCCCGAAAGAACUGCUCCUUAUACUACCGACACACUGUACGCUGGACUGCAGCUGGUCAUGCCACGAGAGACGGCUCCUGCCCAUCGUCACUCUGCCUUUGCCGUGCGCUUCAUCAUUGAAGGGCAAGGUGGUUUCACGGCUGUGCAUGGUCGCCGCGUCGAGAUGAGACCUCGCGAUGUUCUUGUCACACCAACAUGGAACUGGCAUGAUCACGGCAAGAAAGGGGCAGGAGAAAAGGGCGGUGAUGACUCCCCCGUCAUCUGGCUCGAUGGCCUGGACCUGCCCGAGUUCAUUCACUUCCCAGUCCACUUCAACGAACACUACUCGGCUUCGCGAUAUCCGGCCGAGAAUGUUGAUAACUCGCCAAUUGUCUUCCCGUGGGACAAUAUGCAAAAGAAGCUCGAUAGCCAGACGUCAGCGUGGGCCAAGGCACGUUAUUUAAAAGAGAAUGGUUCUGAACUGAGUAAGACUAUUGGAGCAUCCGCUGAGCGCAUCGAGGCUAAGUCCGAGUCACCAUCAAUCCGCGAGACUUCAUCAGCAGUCUACCAUGUCAUUGAAGGAAGCGGUUAUUCGCAAGUAGGGGAUAAGAAAAUACACUGGAAGGCUGGUGAUACAUUCUGCAUUCCGGCAUGGUAUCGCUACCAACACUUUGCUGGUGAUGAGAAGGCUUACCUAUAUCGUUUUGAUGAUCAUCCUAUGCUCAAGGCACUUGGCUUUUACCGCUACGAAGGUCAAGACUCUGAAUCACUGGUUUCGGAAUAG
Messenger RNA from Clonostachys rhizophaga, 1062 nucleotides. Lineage: Eukaryota; Fungi; Ascomycota; Sordariomycetes; Hypocreales; Bionectriaceae. The record is from the annotation of a GenBank genome assembly.